This is a messenger RNA of Rhipicephalus microplus (southern cattle tick), 1876 nucleotides long. RefSeq names its product mitoferrin-2. Gene Ontology annotation, cellular component: mitochondrial membrane. Gene Ontology annotation, biological process: iron import into the mitochondrion. The record is from RefSeq and is a predicted model, not a curated record. Gene Ontology annotation, molecular function: ferrous iron transmembrane transporter activity. NCBI's taxonomy places the organism in Eukaryota, Metazoa, Arthropoda, Arachnida, Ixodida, Ixodidae.
CGCAGCCAGCGGCGGCACGACUCGCGUAGCUCGCUUGCCGCCUCCAUGAACUAUGCCGCCUCCAUGAACUAUUUGUUACGUCCACGCGUUACCCUGUCGACGAUGAAUUUUUUCGCAAACACGUAGCGAUAUCGAACUGUUUCACGAAUCGUAGCACUUAUAUUGUAUGCGUAAACGUUUAAACUUGAAGGUGACUCUUUAGAUAGCGUCUGAUGUUAUGGAGUUCGAGGACUACGAAUGUCUACCGACGAACAAUGUGGUUACCCACAUGCUUGCGGGUGCCGCAGCUGGAGUCAUGGAACACUGUGUUAUGUAUCCUUUGGAUUCGAUAAAGACUAGAAUGCAAAGCCUGCGACCCAGUCCAGGUGGCAGGUACACCUCCAUCCCUGAUGCUUUCUGCAAAAUGGUCCGGCAUGAAGGUGCGCUCCGACCCGUGCGGGGCAUGAGUGCAGUGGUCGUCGGUGCUGGCCCGGCCCAUGCUCUGUACUUUUCCUGUUAUGAAAAGCUCAAACGCACAAUCAGUGGCACAGAACAUGGAACGCACAGUCCAGUUUCUCAAGGUCUUGCUGGCUGCUUGGCCACAGUGAUGCAUGACAGCAUAAUGAAUCCAGCUGAAGUGGUGAAGCAGCGAAUGCAAAUGUACAACAGCCAGUUCAAAAGGUGCACAGAGUGCUUUCUGUAUGUAUGGCAGAACGAAGGAGUACAUGCUUUCUAUCGGAGCUACACAACCCAGCUGUCCAUGAACAUUCCAUUCCAGUGUGUCCACUUUGUCACCUAUGAGUUCAUGCAGGUGGUAACCAACAAACAACGCACAUACGACCCAAUGGCACACAUGGUGUCUGGUGGUGUGGCUGGUGCAUUUGCUGCUGCUGUCACCACACCGCUGGAUGUAUGCAAGACGCUGCUAAACACACAAGAGACCUCACUACUAAAAACCACUCAUCAGCCUCAGAUCAGCGGCCUCAUCAAUGCAGCAACAACAGUCUACAGCUGUUGUGGUAUCAAGGGUUACUUUCGGGGAUUGCACGCCCGAGUAUUGUUCCAGAUGCCUGGUACGGCAAUUUCCUGGUCCGUGUACGAGUUUUUCAAAGCCAACUUAUACAGGCGUACUCCUAGAGAAAGUGAAUUCGGCUCUGCAGCCAGUAUAGACACUGCUGUUGCUAGCGUGUCCAUAGGUCGGUCUGGCACCAUAAGAACCAACUGACUCAUAGACGUGGAGCUGCUUGCAGUCUGGCUGCUAGUGUUACAAUUCGUGACCACAGCUGUGCCUCGCCCAAAAGAGCUAGUCACAUAGCCGGAACCAUGCGCACAAUUGUUCGAUCGCCACGAAGGGGGUGCUUAUAUUUCUAGCCGAGAUGAGCUUGAAGUAAGUAAGCUUUGAAGAUGAACAAGCUCAAAGCCUUCGUCUUUCAAAAAAAGAAUAAGACUGCUUGGAUGGAGCAGUUAAGCUGCAGUGUGAUGUGUGGCUUUCGCCUAGAUAUUUGGUCAUGGUAUGGCCAUUGGAGGCUGUUGUUCUGCUUAAUGUUUUACCCUAUUAAGUUGUUUGAUGUGUAAAAGGAGCAAAAUAGAAGUCAUCCCUGUAGCUAAGCCUCCCAGAAGUGGAGCAGCUGUAAGUUACAUUUUAUGUACAGACGUUGAAAUUCUGAAAACAGUAAUUAAGUAAAUUCAGUAGUUAAGUUUUAUAAGAAUCGUGCCGUUUCUUUUACUGCAAUUUCAAUGUCCUGGAGCUAAAUAAUUGUGCAAGUCGCUGAUGAAGACAUUGUUCAAGCUCUGUUAACGCUUGUGAUAUUUGUAAUUAUCUUGGAAAGAAAGCAGACACGAGAAAGUGAUGUAAAUGGUGGCACAUGUACAUAUCAAUAAAUGCUUCCACUAGUGC